AAACAUAAACAUAGGCCUCUUCAUAGUCGUCACUGCCAGAGGAAAAUCAAUUUAAUUGUGAGAUAAGGGACUAUAAAAAGUGCAGAUCUUCUAGAUCUACGCUGCGAAAUGGCAAGCAUUCACUCGCUCAGCAUUCGCGGUAUUCGCAGCUUUGGAAUAGACGCUGAAGAUGAAGAGACCAUUAAAUUUAUGUCGCCCAUCACUUGCAUCGUCGGACAGAAUGGUUGCGGAAAAACGACCAUCAUCGAGUCCUUGCGGUAUGCCACCACAGGACAAGCUCCGCCCGGCACUGACAAGGGCAAGAGCUUUGUCUACGACCCCAAGCUGAGCCGAGCUGGUGAGUCUCUUGGCCAGGUGAAACUCAGGUUCAACAGCACGAGAAAUACCGUCAUGCAGAUCAAAAGGUCCAUUCGCUGCGCUAAGAAUAGAAGCGACAAAUUGGAAAUGAAAACACUUGAGCCAACUCUUGAGUACAUAGACAAACAGGGAGAGAAACAUGUAGUCUCAGGAAGAUGUCAAGAUGUGAGCAGUCUGGUUUAUGACAACCUUGGUGUGUCUCAAGCCAUCCUAGACAAUGUUAUUUUCUGCCAUCAAGAUGAAUCUAACUGGCCAUUGGAUGAGUCUAAAAAGCUCAAGGAAAAGUUUGAUGAUAUUUUUGAUGCCGCGAAAUACAACAAAGCCUCUGAAGCAUUGACCAAAUUGAUCAAAAAGAAAAUUGAAGAUCUACGAGUGGCUAAAGCUCAGUUGACAGAGCACAAAAUAAACUGGGAAUUUGUUCAGAAGAAAAGACAGGAGUUGGAUCGAGUUACCAAGAGGUAUGAAAGUGGCCAAAAACAAAUAGAUGAAAUGAAAGCUGAAGUGAAACCCAUGGAAGAAGAGCUGAGGCAAAUGCACCACAGAGAGGGCCACUACAAUGAAUUAAACACCAAAAUAUCAACGUUCGAAAGCUCUAAAAAUGACUUGAAUGGUCAGAGGAGCCACUUGAAAAAGCAAAUUAAAAAUUUGCAUCGUGGUUCCAAAAGUGACCUCCAAGAAGAAAUUCACAACUUUGAAGCUGGCCUUAAAGCCAAGGAAAGGGAAAUAGUCAAUCUUGAGGAGGAAAUUUCAAAGUUAAAUGACGAAGAAAAAUCUUUGAGCAACAGAAUUCAGCAAGAACAGUUAGAGUUGGGAAAGCUCACUCAAGAGGAGAAGAAUCAUCAAGACAUUCUUCGAACCCGUUUUGAAACUCUAAAGAGCUUUGCAAUAGAGUUGAACAAGAGUGUGGACAUAGAAAAUCCUCAGGACAAGUUGGCUUGCGUAAAUGCCUACAAAGCUAUUGAAAGUGGUAUCAAGGAGUUUGAGUUAAACUUCCAGAAAAUCACUGAGAUGCAAGAAUCUGUGGAAAACUCACUGGAGAAAGACAUAUAUGGUCUCAGGGAUGAGCUCUCAAAAUCCCGUGGCUUGGUGGGCCAGCUUGAGAAGAGCAUCAAAGAGAAUGAGGAGCAACUUCGAUCUAACUCUGCUCAAGUGAAGAAGGUCGAUUCUGGUCUUGCCAAAGUUUCGAUUUUAGAAAACCGCCUUAGCAGAGUGGAGGAAGAGUUGAAGGCUGAAGAAGAGCACAUGAAUGUGGAACAGUCCCAGAGGGAAAUUGUUAGCACACAGUCUGAACGGAAAGACUUGGAAGAUGAAAAAGACGUGAUUACCAAGGAAAUCAAUGCUCUCCAGCUUGCCAAAGGCCAUCAGACUGAGGUUGAUAUUUAUAAGAAAAACAUUGAUGAGAAGACUAAAUCCAUUAGCAUACUCAUGAUGAAACACCAAGAGAGCCUGAAUAUGCUUUUUCCAAUUGUUCCUGAGAGCAAACUUAAAUCUGCUGUGGAUGAAAUCGUUAAGAAAAAUGAGAAGGAGCGAGCUGCUCUUCAAACGUCUGUUCAAGAAGCAAAGAACUCCCAAUACCGUGUGAACGCGGAUCUUGAUCACUGCAGGAAACAAGUUGCUGAUUCUGAGAAGAAACUUCAAUUUGAAGUGAAUAAUAUCAAAGAAGAGUGUGGAGAUCAAGAUUUAGAUUCAGUGCUUAGAGAAAUUGAAGCUGAACUUCAAAAAGCCACAGACCAAAAAGGCAUCCUUGAUUCUUCAUGUGUUAUGUUUCGCCGCUACGUUGCUUUACUGAAAAAGGAUGAUCCUUGCUGUCCACUUUGUCACAGGGACUUUGCAGCUCAGAAGGAGUCUGAGAAAUUGAUUCAAGAACUUAAUUCCAAAAUGAAGGACUAUCCAUCAAAAAUGAAAGAAUGCGCUGAGAGCCAACAGAAACUGCAACAAAAACUGAGCCAACUCCAACAGUUGAUUCCAUCGCAGAAGAGAAUUGACAAUUUGCGUUCAAAUGAAAUUCCUCAACUCAGAGACCAGAUCGAAGAUUUAGAAAUGUCUUUGGCUGCUGCUAACGCUGAGGAAAGAUCUGCAAGUGAUAAACUGAAAGUUCCUGAAAGGAUUCUGAGUGUUGCUGAGACUUUGAGGUCGGAAAUGGCGCUAGUUGACAAAUUUCAGGAAGAGAUAUAUUCCCUUCGUGAAAAGCUGAUGAGUGUGGAGGACAAACUUGAAUUAUGUGGCUCCACCAGAAGUUUGGAGGAAGCUCAAGAAGACCAAAACCGCAUUACUCUUGCAAUUAAAAAACUGCAAAAAGCAGCAGAAGAAAAGCAGAAUGCAUUGAAUCAACAUCAGCAAAAGGUCAAUGAAAUGAAAGACCGUAAAAACAACCUCACCAAAGAGUUGCUGGAGAUCAGAUCAGGGGAGCAACAAAAGACUCAGCUCAUGGACCUUGUGAAAAAACUGACUGAGAAAGACAAGCAGCUCAAAAAAGAACUAAAGAGCGCAGAAGGAGAAAUAGAGCCAAAACAAAGAGCUCUAGCCUCGGCUGAGGAGGAGAAAAGUAUUGUGAAAGCAGAGCACAGCUCCAUCAAAGAAAAGCACCAGAAAGAACUGUUACAAUUUAGAAGUAGAAUGGCCAACCUCAAAGAUGUGAACAAAGUGCUGGAAAAAUAUGAAGCCCGGAAUUUGUCCCUGAAGCUGGAGAAUUUGAAAUCAAAUGUUGCAAAGCUGACUGAAGAGAAGGAGAAGCUGGUUUUGAAAAAGGAGAGUUUGGCUAGCAAAAAUGCUAGGUUGCAAAAGGACAUGGCAACUCAAAAUAUGAAGCAAAGAGAUUUAAAUGACAAUCUCCGCUUGAUUGAUCUGGAGGAGCAAAUUUCUGGCAUCGAUGCUAAGCUUUCGGAGCUGAAGGAUGAACUGGGAAGUCUUAACUACGGGGAGCUUAAAGACAAAAUCAAGAAGCUCUCGAGAAGCAUGAAUAAAAUCGAUACUGAGAUUGCCCGCAUGGAAGGAUCACAGCUUGAGUUGAUGAUAAAAAUUGAAGAAAUCAAAACCGAGCUGAAGAAAGAUACAAUGAUGAAGGCUGAAAAUAGAUACAAGGAAGAGCAAGUGAAAAUAGUGGUGGAUGAGCAAAUCAUCAAGGAUAUGAAGACUUUCUUCCUAGCACUCAGCAAUGCCAUCAUCCAUUUCCAUAAGGAGCGAAUGGAAGAAGUAAACCGAAUCAUUCGAGAGCUUUGGGUUUCAAUUUACAAAGGGUCGGACAUUGAUCACAUUGAGAUCAAAACUGAAUCUGAGGAGAAACAAACAACAAGCAUAAGGAGGAGCUACAAUUAUCGUGUCAUCAUGGUGAAGAAGGGUAGUGAACUUGAUAUGCGUGGAAGAUGCAGUGCUGGCCAAAAGAUGCUGGCAUCCUUAGUGAUUCGCAUUGCCUUAGCGGAAACAUUCAGCGCCAGCUGUGGAAUCCUGGCAUUAGACGAGCCUACCACAAAUUUAGAUGCCUGCAAUGUCGAAUCCCUUGCUGCAUCUCUGAUUGACCUUGCACAAAGCCACAGAAUGCAAAAGAAUUUCCAGUUGUUAGUCAUCACUCACGACGAGGAGUUCAUUGAGAAGCUAACCCAGGCCCAACUGAUCGACGGAUUCUACCGCAUCUCACGAGACGCACAGGGACAUUCCAAAAUCAAGAAAUUUAGAGUAGGCUACGACGGUGUUGAAGAUGAGUCUGAUAAAUGAAGCAUUUUUUGUCAGAACGCAAUUAAAAAAGCAUUAUUAAUUAUUGA
Messenger RNA from Cloeon dipterum, 4115 nucleotides. It is a transcript of the gene rad50, whose product is annotated as DNA repair protein rad50. Lineage: Eukaryota; Metazoa; Arthropoda; Insecta; Ephemeroptera; Baetidae. Gene Ontology annotation, biological process: double-strand break repair; telomere maintenance via telomerase; telomere maintenance via recombination. The record is from RefSeq and is a predicted model, not a curated record. The coding region runs from base 109 to 4068 and encodes 1319 amino acids. Gene Ontology annotation, cellular component: nucleus; Mre11 complex; condensed nuclear chromosome. Gene Ontology annotation, molecular function: double-stranded telomeric DNA binding; G-quadruplex DNA binding; ATP hydrolysis activity. The transcript has 25 exons.